Molecule: messenger RNA, 1755 nt
Organism: Lithohypha guttulata
Lineage: Eukaryota; Fungi; Ascomycota; Eurotiomycetes; Chaetothyriales; Trichomeriaceae
Exons: 2
Coding region: 1-1755 (584 amino acids)
Source: RefSeq, a predicted model, not a curated record
AUGGCAGAUGUCGAGAUGGCGAUGACUGUCCCUAGCGACGAGGUAGAUGCGUCAACAUUGUCGUUGCGACCACGGUUCAAGAUCUCUGAACUCCCUCUCGCUAAAGAACAGCGCUCGGCUGUUGACGCGCUCCUGUUCAAGUUCAAGAAACAGGGCGGCUAUGAUACGUUGCGAAAACAGGUCUGGGCUGCUUACAACACAUCAGAAGCUAAAGACGUGCUUACACAGUCGAUCAACAGAGUAGCAGAAGAAGAGAUUGACAAGGAUCCAAAACUGCUAGGCCGAAAUCGAGGAACUGCUGCGACACUAAUACAGGGUGCUGUCGACCGCAGUGGUGUAUACCAAGAAGUCGAAUCUAGACUUGACAAGGAGAUCUUGAAACACCUUGACGGUGUACUCGAGUCUGUGAGAACAAUCCGCAAAGCAGACAUUGGCGAGGAAAAGGCUUUGGAGGAGAAAAAUAGAGGAAGUAAGACCGACGAUCAAUAUGCGGCAGAAACCGAACAAAGAGCCACCGAACGCCAGACCAGACGUGAGAAGCUGGAUCGACUAGCCAGAGAAACAGCAGCCUUGAAAGCGAAGCUACGUGCGCACGAAGAAAAGAAAGCUCGCGAAGAGACACUCAAAAGGGUCGAAGAAGAGCGAAAGAGAAAAGAGGCAGAGGAAGAAGCAAGGAGACUAGAGCGCCAGAGAAGACAGGAGGAAGAGGAGAGAAGGGAGCUCGACCGCAUCAAGGCUAGAGAUGAACGUGCCAAGAAGCGUGAAGAGGAGAGACUUCAGCGAGAGGUCGAAUACGAAGCAGAAAGACAGGAGCGUGAGAAACGGCGAAAGGAACGGGACAGCAGAGAUCCUUCACGACACGCACGUCGUGAAUCUGUCGACGUCAGAAAAGAGCCCCUGACUGAGAAGGACCUCGAGGCUGCUGCCCUGGAGUCUCUCCUCAACGAAGGCAAGGAGCAUGCCAGAAGAUCUUCGACUCGAAAGGAAUAUGAUUACGAUCGUGACGAGCGAAAGUCCAGAAAACGGGAUCGGUCUGUGGAUAGUUACAAAAAAGACGAGAAGCGCAGCAAAUCCCGAGAUCGAAAGAGUCGGACACGCGAAUCAACUCACCGUGAUGCAAGUCAUGAUGUUGAGGAGGGUGAGGCAGAAGGUAUCGAUCGAUAUGUGCCUGGUGGAGGUGUGCAUCGCAGCAUCGAAGAACGAGAAAGAGAUCGUGAUAAGCCACGAAAGAUGCGUGACACUCCCAAAGCUUCUGACCGUACAAAGACAGCUACGGAAAGACGUUACGAAAGCUAUACCGGCUCGACAACCUGGAAAUCAGAAGAGUAUGCCACUAAAGAAACCGAAGAUCGAGAUCGACGGAGAGAUGCCCAUCGAGAGGGUGACAGAGAUCGACCCCGAGAACGCGAGCGAGACCGGGAUAGAGACGACCGCGACAAGGACCGUGAUCGAGAGAGGAGAAGGUCACGCAGUCCAGCUAGGAAGAGAGACGACCGCGAUAGGCGUGAUGACAGAAGAGACGAAAGAAGAAACGACUACAGGGAACGGGAUGGGCGAGAUCGCGAAAGGGAUAGAGACCGAGAUCGUGAGAGGGAUCGUGAUCGCUACAAGUCCAGCAGCCAUCGUGACAGUCACGACGAGUACCGGCCUAGUGGUCACAGAGAAGACAGAGGUCGGGAUGAUCGAUAUCGCGAGAGUAGUCGAAGAGAUGGCAAAGACCGCGAUCGUGAAGUUGACCGACACUCCAGACGUUAG